UAGAAAUUUGAGGUUAUUAAAACGUCAAAAAUGUAAAAAUGAUUCUCCAAAAGUUUACAAACUCCCUUAAACUAAUAAAUUACGCAACCAAUGUACUUAAUACAACGUCUAAAAAUAAACUAGUGUGUAAUUGUACCAGGUUAAGGUAUUUUUCAACCAACCCUACCAAUAAAAAUUAUGAUCAACAAAAUCCGAAAAGAAAGACUGCAAUAAUUCCCAAAAUAACCCUUAUCUCAGGUCAAGAAAUAAAUAUAACAACCGUAGAAGAGGCACAGAAACUCUCAAAGCGCAGGGAUUUAAAAUUAGUUAAAAUAGUGGAUAUGGAUACCAAGACACAUCGUCCAGUGUACAAAUUAAUGACUGGGGCGGAAUAUCAUGCAGAGGAUUUAAAACAGCGGGAAGAAAAAAAGAAAGAUCGCAUGAAUGCGUCCAUUAAGGGCGAGAAAGUCAUGAUAAUGAAUCAGAAUAUUGCACAGCAUGAUGUUGAAGUCAACGUUAAGAAAAUACAAAAAUGGUUGAAAAAAUUGUAUGAGGUUAGGAUUGUUAUCAAUGGGGAUAGUAGCAAUAUGGAGAAAGCAGAAAACAUUUAUACUUUGUUGGAGGAGGGUUUGAAAAAUGAAUCAAGAUUUUUACAGAAAAGAAUUAAAGGGAAUGAUAUCAAAUGUCAAAUUUUGCCACCCAAACAGAGCAAACUGGAUAAUAACGAUAAUGAUUCGCAAAAAAGUUUAUGACUAAUUAAGGCUUUUUCUUUUAUUUCUGUAGCUAUAAUUUUUAAGUAUAUUUUUGCAUAUAAAUUUUUAUUUAAAAAGAAAGAUGCUGAAAAUAAGACUAAAUAAUGCCUAAAAUUGUUAAAUAAUUACCCAUUAAAAAUGUAUAUUAAUUUCAAUAUAUAUUUUUUUGUUACCUAAAUAAAU
This is a messenger RNA of Brassicogethes aeneus, 914 nucleotides long. The record is from the annotation of a GenBank genome assembly. Lineage: Eukaryota; Metazoa; Arthropoda; Insecta; Coleoptera; Nitidulidae.